Messenger RNA from Eurytemora carolleeae, 1623 nucleotides. RefSeq lists its product as uncharacterized. Gene Ontology annotation, molecular function: serine-type endopeptidase activity. The record is from RefSeq and is a predicted model, not a curated record. The transcript has 6 exons. NCBI's taxonomy places the organism in Eukaryota, Metazoa, Arthropoda, Copepoda, Calanoida, Temoridae. Bases 17 to 1570 code for a protein of 517 amino acids. Gene Ontology annotation, biological process: proteolysis.
GAAUUUCUAUAAAUGCAUGGUAAUUUUAGGAUCAGUACUUUCCAAGGAUUGGAUUCUCAGUGCUGCACAUUGUUUCGAAGCCCUGGUAUAUUCAAAGGACGAGAAGAUAUGUGCUGAAGUGUCUGCUCAAGGCGGGUUCUUUAUCAACAAAAGAAACCAGACAGUAAAGUGUUUGAUUACUGAGAAUGAAGAUAUCAAGAUCUAUCCCAUUAAACCUAUUGCUAAAGCCUAUAUCAUGAUGAAUGAAAUAGGAAAAGAGGUCAGUGAAGAAAGGGGAGAGAUAAUUCAAAUAGAAUACUUUGUACGACACAAGAACAGUUAUAGAGAACACGGCUAUGGAACUUAUGGAGGCUAUGACAUUACUAUGGCAAAAUUGGUGUCCCCAACAAAUGUGGAGCCAGCUUGCAUUCCAACUCCUGAUUUUAAAGAUUCGGGUCUUGGAUCUGGAUAUGAUAACAUUCAAAAUGUUCAGGUGGCAGGAUAUGGAAAAUAUUAUAGAUCAGAAUGCUUGACUGAUGAGUUGGGCCCGUCAGUUAACCAUGAUUGUGAUAAAAAUUCAAAGUGUGACACUUCUCAAAACCCCCCUAUAAGUCCAGAAUGCAAAGAAUUCCUUGCUAACAACCCUGAAGUUGAAAAAGAGUUUAGCAGCAAAAAUUUGCACAAAAUAGUAGUGCAGGCUCAGGAUAAAUGGCCUGUUGACUGCUUUAGAAAAACCUCCUAUCAGGAAGGUUCAGAGGGAUGGUGUUCAGUUUCGGAGGAUGCUACACAGAUUGGAAAGCUGUCUAAAAUUUCUUCAUGGGGGUUCUGUAGCAGAAAUUGCUUUCUUAAAAAAAAUGUUUCAAAUGAUGAACCUAACGAUAAUGUAUUUAGAAGCAAAGAAAAUGUUGAUAUUCUGGAUGAUGAGCUUUGUAAUAAGUUUUUAAUGGCUGCUUUAGGUAAAAAAAAUCUUAAGUAUGUACCAGAGCUUUUGUGCAUAGGUUAUUAUAAAAAAUCGAACAUCAAGAUGUACACCGUCACACCUGGUGGCAAGGCUGUUGCAGGCCCAGAUGAAAUCUAUCAGUAUGUUACAGCUGCAGGAGUGUGCCAUGGGGAUUCUGGAGGACCUGUGUUUGUAAAAGAUGAAAAAUCUGGAAAAUUUGUUGUUUUAGGAGUGGUAAGUGGUGGUAGAGGAAGACUAGGACACUGUGGAGGAAUGAAUAACCCUACUCAUUAUGCAAGAGUUAAACGACUUGCGGGAUGGAUAAAAAAUGCCAUCGGUCCUGAUGUAAAGGAUGUGUGUGAGAUUGGUAAUCCUGCAGGAGAGGAAGCAACUUUAUCAAAUGCAAUUCUAACCAACCCCAACACAAGCUUGACAAGUUUAAGCCAUGUAGCACAAAACACUGCUGCUGUGCCGUUGACAAACUUAGGAUCAUCUCAAGGGAUUGGUAAUCCUGAAGAUAUAGAAGCAACAUUAUCCAACAUUAUUCCAACUAAACCCCAAGAAAAAGCAGAUGGUUUGCCUUUGACAAAAUUGGAAUCAAAACAAAGAAGACCUCAUAAAUCAUAUUCUUUUAAUUUAAAUUUAAUUUGAAAUUUAAUUUAAUUAAAGUUCCAAAUGGGGGGGGGGGGGAAUAUAUUUUAUUU